AUGUUCAGUAUGUUGCAGACUCCUGUGAGCGCACACAAGCAAUUACGCCAUUAUUCACCUCAUGUACCAUCGCCAUUAUCCUCAUCACCUUUACGAUCUUCUCCGCCCGUAUCGCCGCUGGAGCCCCGCAACGCGAAUUUACCAACGAGGAUACAGCAGGCUGGAGAUUUUCAAACUAGUUUCAUGAUGUCACCUGAAUCUGGUGCUUCCAAAACCUCAAGUCCUGAUAAAACCCACUCUAAUUCAAACAAACAUUCACCGAAUAGAGAAGGUGCAUUUUCGAAAAGAAUAACGAAGACGAAUCCGUUAUUGCAUGGACAAGGCGAUGGAAGAGAGACACGAAGAAAGCUGUUCUUGAGAAGGGUUAGAGAAGAUUCGGAGGAUAAAAGAUGGAAAGCGAGAGGCGGUGAUGAUGAGAUGAUGAGAACUAUUUGGAUUGCAGAGCAAAGGAGGCGAGCGGAAAGACAAGCUAGAGAUGCGCAGGGCUGGGCUGUUGAUGCUGAUGAGCAGGAGAUGCAACAGGAUUACGGCGCUGGAAAUUUAAGUCUCGGUAUGCUUAUUCUAUCUAAGACUUUAUUCAUGAAUGAGUUUGCUGGAAUUGGGUUAACAAUGGUUGCAGAUGAGAUCAUGGCCGAGGAAGUGGCAAGGAACGAGGAAGAAGAAUUAGACGCUUUGUUGUCAUCUAUGACCGAAGCCGAAAGAAGACAAACUCUGGAUGAAGCGUAUGAGAAUGUCUCGACACUCGACGAAGAAAUUGGUCCAAUUGAUGAUCAGGAAGCAACUGCUUGGGCGCGAGGAGAAUUCCAACAUUUUUCAGACCAACACAAUAUGACUGUUAUGGAUGUUGAGCGACAUGUCAAUAGUUCCUCGCCUGAUACCCACUUUGGUAGCGACGAUGGUGAUUACGACGCCAUUUUCAUGGACGUUAUACAACAGGAAUCGUAUAUCUCGUAUCAAGAUAACCAGUCCAUGGAUGUGUCAGGAGACCAUGAAAUGAUGGACACGGAGAUGAGUUGA
Botrytis fragariae is the source of this 1017-nucleotide messenger RNA. RefSeq lists its product as uncharacterized. Lineage: Eukaryota; Fungi; Ascomycota; Leotiomycetes; Helotiales; Sclerotiniaceae. The coding region runs from base 1 to 1017 and encodes 338 amino acids. The transcript has a single exon. The record is from RefSeq and is a predicted model, not a curated record.